Messenger RNA from Talpa occidentalis (Iberian mole), 2912 nucleotides. RefSeq names its product family with sequence similarity 234 member A (gene FAM234A). The transcript is spliced from 12 exons. Bases 784 to 2445 code for a protein of 553 amino acids. Lineage: Eukaryota; Metazoa; Chordata; Mammalia; Eulipotyphla; Talpidae. The record is from RefSeq and is a predicted model, not a curated record. Gene Ontology annotation, molecular function: protein binding.
GGCUUCCCCAGUUGGAGUAGCCCUUCCCCCUGGGACAGCGUGUCCCUGAGGGAGCUGCCCCGUGCCCAGCAGCCCGUCUCCGGCCUCCCUCUGGUGCCUGGCCAGGGCGCGGCGCCCCCAGCAGGCAGGGUCAGCCCAUCAGAACCACAGGGCAGUGGCCGGCGGGCCUGGCCAGGAGGACUAGGUGGAACCCUGCUGUGGGAGUUGCCUGCGGCCCGGCGUGGGGCCGGUAAACACACUGGCCCCUCUUGUGAGGGGCUCCCAAGCAGCUGGAGAACGUGUCCGUGCAGGCCCCAGCCUUGUCCCGGCAGAAAAAGCCACAACGCAGCCCGCAGCCUGAGCCUGUCCUCACGCCUGGGGCCUCCCUCGCCAGGGUCAUUGCCACAGCUGCUGGCCGGAGACCCAGGGGCGCGGCAGGCAGGAGGCCCUCAGGGCUGCCCUGGCCAGGGCAGUGGAGAGUAGGGCGGCUGAGCGCCCAGCAGGUCAGAGCCCACCUCUCAUGCUACCCCACACUACGCGGGCGCUCCGGGCCGUGGGGCAGGGGCUCCAGCCACCGUGUCCCUGCAGUGGGUGACCUAAAGGGCCGGCCAGGCACGGUGGGGGCAGCCGCCCGGGAGUUGGCAUCUGGGCGCAGAGGCUGUGGCAAAGUGGCGGAGAAGAAGGAAGCGGGCGCUGAGCCUCGUCUUGCGGGUGACGGAGCAGGAGUCGUGCUGCGCCCCCACGCAGGGCGAGAAGCGGCUGCCGUUCCCGGGUGACCCAAGUGGACGCUGGGAUGUGCGCGUGAUGAUGGACGGCAAGGACCUGGAGGCCGAGAUCCACCCCCUGAGGAAGGAGGACGGGAAGCUGAAGGACAGCCCGGGGCGGGCGCCGGCCCCCGGGGACGAGGCCGCGGGGCACCCGGCCCCCCAGACCCGCCUGUCCCGCUGCCGGGCCGUGGCCUUCUUCCUGUCCCUGUCGCUCUGCCUGCUGGUGGUGUUCGUGGUCUCCUUCGUCAUCCCCUGCCCAGAGCGGCCGGUGUCCCAGGGCUCCUGGCGGGUGGAGCUCAGCUCCGCAGUCGCCUACGACUUUCUGGCCACAGAAGACGUGGACGGGGACAAGAUCCAGGACGUUCUCUUCCUCUACAAGAAGAACAGCGGCGGCAGCAAUGGCAGCCGCUCCUGCGCUGACGAAGGCUUUUCCUCUCCCUGCACCUUCAUGGCCGCCGUGUCGGGGGCCAGCGGCAGCGUGCUCUGGGAGAGGCCGGCCGCCCAGGAUGCAGCGCUGGCCCAGUGCGUGGUGGCCCAGCCAAAGGGGCGCACGCCGGCCUCCGCCUGCGUCCUUGUGGGCCAACCCGGCACCCUCCUGGCGGUGGACGCCCUCACAGGGGAGACCCUGUGGCGCAGGGCCGGCGGCCCAGGAGGGAACGCAUCUGUGCUGAGCACUCUGCUCGCCGUGCCCGACCUGGAUGCCGACGGGGCCCCGGACCUGCUGGUGCUCACCCAGGAGGGGCAGGAGGUGCAAGGCAGCCUCUAUUCCGGCGGCUCCGGGCUCCAGCUCGGCCACUGCGGCAGCCUUGGCCCUGCCGGGGCCAGCAGCCCUCUCCUCUACAAGACCAGGGCAGGUGCCCACUACGUCCUGCUGCCCUGCGCGAGCUCGCUGUGCGGCUACCCCGUGAAGGGCCUCUACGAGACCGCGGCCGGACGGGAAAGCCCCCUGCAGAAGGACCCCGCCUGGGAGCACAAGCUGGACCCCACCACCCAUAGGCUGCCUUGGCGCAGCCCUGGGGCCAUUCGCUACCUGAUGCUGGUCCCAGGGAGGGCCGGGCAGGACCUGCUCCUUGUGAGCGCCGAGGCCUGCGUGCUGCUGGACGGGCAGGAGCUGUCACCCAGGUGGACCCUUGACGCAGCCCAGGUCUUCAGAAAGCCCACCCUUGGCCACUACAAACCGGACACCCUGGCUCUGGCUGUUGAAAACGGAACCGGCAGUGACAGACAGAUCCUGCUCCUGGACGCCGGCACUGGGUCCAUCCUGUGGCGCCAGGCCCUCCUCAGCCUCCCGGGGGACCCCCCACCCGCCAGCCUGCCCACUGCAGACCGCCGCUCCGCCUUCUUCUUCUGGGGCCGCCACGAGCCAGCCGGUGCCAGCCAGGUGGACCCUGGGGGCCCCCAGCACAGCCUGUACCUGUUCCACCCCACGCUGCCCAGCGUCCUGCUGGAGCUGGCCAAUGUCUCCGCCCACAUCACCGCCUUCCACGUGGCCCUGUUGGAGCCCAGCCGCCACGCUGCCUGUGUCAUCCUGACGGGCCCAGCCGGCCUGGACACGCCUGGCCUGGUCUCCGUGACCAAGCACAAGGUGCGGGACCUCAUCGCGGGCGGCAGGGUGACCCGCCUGGUGGAGGGCGGGCAUGACAGCGACCAGGCCGUCAGAGACCGCUUCUCCCGCCUGCGCUACCGGGGCGAGGCCUGAGCUGGCGGGCAGCACUAGGCCAGCACCAGCCGCCAGCGACCAUCAGGGCCUCCACGCCAGCAUGGGACGGGCCGCCUCCCGCCCUGCCCCGCCUCCCGCCCCCCCAGGCUCUCCUGGCCCCAUGUCCAGCCCGCCCAAGGCCCCUCCCUCUUCUGUCCAAGCCGACCCCACACGUCCGGUGCCCUAGAGCUCUGAGGGGGCCCCGGGGCGUCGUGGGCAGUGGGACUGGGCCCUGCCGGGGCUGCAGGCAGGACUUGUGCGCCGGGCCCCUCUGGGAGCCCCACUUGGGGGGGCUGCGUGGAGCGACCCUCCCGGCCUGCGCCAGCCCGGCCUCUGCUCCCUGGUGCUCGGUGCCGCCACACGCAGAACUCACCCCCGUGCCUUGCUGGUCCGCGCCCUCAGGACAGAGCAGCCUGCAGGCCCCGCGAGAGCCACAGUAAAGGUGUCUGCACUGAGAAAGCGCGAGA